Messenger RNA from Sesamum indicum (sesame), 1812 nucleotides. Its product is annotated as putative transporter C405.03c. NCBI's taxonomy places the organism in Eukaryota, Viridiplantae, Streptophyta, Magnoliopsida, Lamiales, Pedaliaceae. Gene Ontology annotation, cellular component: membrane. The record is from RefSeq and is a predicted model, not a curated record.
AUAUAGGAUAGUUAAGGAUGGGACCAACAUAACUUAAUUUUGACAUCGAUUCCCUCUUUUUUCCAACUUCUCCGUGCAGGCGCAGCUCCAACUUUCCUGCCUUUCUCUCUUAUUCGUCCAAACGCAUAAAUCUUCCGUUCAUUAUUUCUUGCAUGCCUUCAAUAUCAACCUACCCUUAUUCAUUAUCCCCCCCCACCGUGGCAGAAUCAAUCUUUGGUCGUACACUUUUUAUUCUUGUUUUUCUUCUGGCCCGGGGGUUUGGACCUUCUUCAUCCAUACAAUUCUAAGACUCUCGAGACAAGAUCUCUCGCAUUUUAUUUUAUGUUUAGAUCUUUUUUUCAGUUUCUGUCUUCAAGAUUAAAUUUUGGCAUCUGGGCUUUUCUUGGUUUUAUGAUAUGAUGGGGUGUAAAUACAAGGCUGGUCUGCUGUUGAUUGCUGCGGUCGUCAUCAUUUGGGUUACCUCUGCAGAGGUUACUCAGGGUAUCUUCACGGACUAUCAGCAACCAUUUGCCGUGACAUAUCUGGGAGCUUCUUUAAUGGUGAUUUAUCUGCCAAUAGCAUUUUUUAAAGAUUGGAUAUGUAAUUUCCUGAAGAGACGCUCCAGAGAAAGUGGUCAAAGUGGAAGCAAUGACUCCUACCCUGGACUUGGAUCUCCUUUAAGGUUCAUUGGGGGACAGAAAAUCUUUGAAAUGGAAAUGCGCGGAUCCCUGAACAGAAAAGACAGUGACCUAGACCUUUCACAACAGGAAGAAGGAAAGCCUUUAGUUUCUGAACAUGGGGAUGGCGAUAGAAAUAUUAGACAUGAAAAAGAAAUCACAACCAAAGAAAUUGCUAUAUAUGGAUUUUAUAUUGCUCCUCUUUGGUUUAUGACAGAGUAUUUUGCAAAUGCUGCACUUGCACGUACGAGUGUUGCAAGUACUACAGUUUUAUCAUCUACCUCAGGAUUGUUUACUCUCUUUCUUGGUGCACUUCUGGGCCAAGAUUCCUUAAAUAUAGCAAAGGUAGUUUCUGUAUUUGUCAGCAUUGCUGGUGUUGCCAUGACAACCCUUGGAAAAACUUGGGCCGCUGAUGAGCCGCAGAUAAAUACUUCUUCAAGUAGCAAACGCAAUCUCGUGGGGGAUCUUUUUGGCCUUCUAUCAGCUAUUACCUACGGCUUAUUUACAGUACUUCUUAAGAAAUUUUCUGGCGAGGAAGGGGAGAGGGGCGAUGUGCAGAAGUUGUUUGGUUAUAUUGGGUUAUUCACACUUGUGGCACUUUGGUGGCUUGUAUGGCCAUUGACAGCGUUGGGUAUAGAGCCAAAGUUUACAGUUCCUCACUCUGCAAAGUUGGAGGAAGUUGUAAUAGCAAAUGGACUAAUAGGAAGUGUACUUUCUGACUAUUUCUGGGCAUUAAGUGUCGUGUGGACAACACCACUGGUGGCGACAUUGGGCAUGUCACUGACAAUACCAAUAGCGAUGGUGGCUGAUAUGUUGAUUCAUGGACGGCAUUACUCUGCCAUCUACAUAUUUGGAUCGGUUCAGGUAUUUGCUGGAUUUGUAAUAGCCAAUGUAUCAGAUCGGUUCUCUCAAGCAUUAUGUUUAUGAUGAUGAUGAUGAUGAUGAGGCUUACACUUACAGCAGAAGCACAAGUUCUGAUUACACACACACACACACACACACAGGAAAUGAUGUUAGAGUACUUAUGAGAGGUGUAGUGUGGUGUUGGUAUUGCUAAUACUAACACUAAUUUGGGGUUUGGUCUGCAGAUAAAAAAGAUUUGUAUGUAGUAUGAAAUGUAUAAUGUUUGUUUGACCCCAAAAACAAAAGCAAAGAA